AUGUGGCCACAUGGUGGUGGCUUCGGCUAUGGCUUCGGCUGGAACGAUGGCUGCGGCUGGGGCCACCCCGGCGUUCCUCACGGCAAGGGCUUUGCACCUGCGCAUUGGGCCGCGCCACAUCAUGCGCCACCUGGCCAGGGAGAGGGCAAAGGCGACAAGGGGAAGAGGACAUCGACAACCUCGUCCUUCAGAGCCCAGACGAUUCAGAGAUUGGAGGCAGACAACGAGCGGCUCAGGGGCGAUGCAUCCGACUUCGAGAGGCAGAGAAACGAGGCGCGCGCCGAAGCCGACCGCCUCCGCGCCGAGAAUGCGCAGCUGACCUCUGAAAUCUCGGCUAUCCGUCAGGACGUCCAGAAAGAGAGGAAUACAUCCACCAGGGACUUAAAGGAGAUCGUGGACCUCAAUAUCAUGUCCGUGAAACAGAAGACCGAAGAGCUGAGGCAACUCCAGAGCCGCUAUGACAUCGCAGAGCGUCAGCGAAAGGAGAACGCGACGGAGAUCGAGAAGCUCAAGAGGGAGGCUGAUGUGGCUUUCGGCUCUCGCGAGAGCUUGCGGCGUUCCUGGGAGUCGAGCAAAGACCAGAACGUCCGCCUCGAGAGCGAGCUCAAGACGGUGAAGAAGGACUUGCAGCAGUGCCAGGACGACCUGAAGAUCAUGUCCAAGAGCUUGAAGCUGGCCGAGAAGCAGCUCGCCGCGAAGGACAAGGACAAGGAGAAGGAGAAGCAGUCUGAGUCGGAGCCGUCCAGCAAGAAGCAAAGGAAGUAG
This is a messenger RNA of Symbiodinium sp. CCMP2592, 765 nucleotides long. NCBI's taxonomy places the organism in Eukaryota, Dinophyceae, Suessiales, Symbiodiniaceae. The record is from the annotation of a GenBank genome assembly.